Messenger RNA from Dracunculus medinensis (Guinea worm), 777 nucleotides. The record is from the annotation of a GenBank genome assembly. NCBI's taxonomy places the organism in Eukaryota, Metazoa, Nematoda, Chromadorea, Rhabditida, Dracunculidae.
AUGCUUUUUACUGUCGAAAAUCAUGGAGGAAUAUUAAAAUGGAAAAGUAAAUUUGACCGACCGAUGCUCGGCGCUUUAUUUCUUCCACCAAAUCGAACUGUUCAAGAUAUAGGUGGUGUAAAAAACCUUCAUCUCGCACAUAUUGAUAGCGUCAAGCCAAUUCUCGAUAUUGCGAUCGAAGAUGCGUGGCAGCGAUAUUUAACGCAGUGGAAAUCGAAAUCUACAUGGUUGGAAAUUUUCAUUGCUCCAAUAAAUGAAUGUGAAGACCAAAAAAGAGUCGCAUGGGCAGCUCUUGAAGCUAUUCAAUGGACAAAUGGAAGCGGACUCGAUGUGGCAUUUGGGCCAGCUUGUGAUUAUGUUCUGGCGACAGCUAAUCGGAUUUUAAGUUUUAGUGGUGUACCAAUGUUUACAUCAGCUGGAUUCUCGGAAUUUUUUAAAGAUAAAGAAAGAGAUGCUGAACUAAUAAUUCGAGUUGGCCCAGUUCAUGAUCAUAUUGAUGAAAUGAUUGAAGAAAUAUCACGAAAAUUCGGAUGGACACAUAUGACGCUAUUUUAUGAAAAGAAUUUCUGGAAAUCGGAACUUCUCGAAUCCGGAUUCUGCAAGAUGCUUAUGAAUGGCCUUUUCGUGCGAGCUGCAAAUAAACGGUCAAAUUUAAAACCAAAUCCACAAAUGUUACCGAAACACAAUAAAAGGAAAGGGAUUAGAAAUUUAUAUAAGAAGCAUUUAAUCGAAAAUGUAGGCACUGAUCGAGCAGGUCGGUUCUUUUUUAAUUUUUAG